ACCUCGUUUAUCAACAGUCAAGAUUUUCACAGACGGGAAUAAGCUCAGCUCCGCAACGGCGGGAAGAGGAAUGUUUUGUUACUACUGUCCACCGUCACUUCAUCCAGCCGGACCACAUCCACCUCGGUUACCGACCUUAGAGUACCCUUUCGCGCCAACACAUCCUUAUACCAGCUAUUCAUACCAUCCUGCCAUCCAUGAUGAAAGUUUCGUACGGCGCAAGCAAAGACGCAAUCGGACCACAUUCACACUUCAGCAGCUAGAAGAACUGGAAACGGCUUUUGCUCAAACCCACUAUCCUGAUGUGUUCACGAGAGAGGAUCUUGCAAUGAAGAUCAAUCUUACCGAAGCAAGGGUACAGGUCUGGUUCCAGAACCGGCGGGCGAAAUGGCGCAAAGCGGAGCGACUGAAGGAGGAACAGCGCAAACGGGGUGGUGGGGCCGAUGGGACCGACUCACAGCUGAUGGGCGAUAAGCUCGAUACAGACAGCCGGGACUCCAGUCCCGAUAUUACUGGUGAUGCGGACGACGACGAUAUGCGAAGCUCCAGUGUGCCCCCGAUGAGUCCCCGGGUUGACUCCGAACCGGAGCGUCCCGGAUCAUCGACGCAGCUCAACUCGGCCCACUCAUUGUCGCAAUCCGCAUCCAAUAGUGCAGGAACGCCAUCACCAGGCUUGAAAUUUACUCAAUACUCCGUGCCAAGCCCAGCACCAUCCGCCUCAGCUGACUCACCGAUCGAGGUUGGUGGUCCAAUAUCUCUCACGACAACUUCUCGCACCCCACCGAAUGUUUCUCCCAAUCAGACCGCCAACUCAAUCGGUGGACUGUCCACGGUCACCACAACUCCCAGCUUCAGCAGUCAUAUCUUCGGUAGCUUCGCUGAAAGCAAUGGAGGAUUUCGACCGGUACUGGAUAAUGGACAGCCAAGGACUACGCCUCCGCUGUUCUUGCCGCCACAUCUAGCAUCGCUCAGUUCUCAAUUCACUCCACCGCUGUUUCCUAGCUUGAAAGCUGCCUUCCCUGGACUAUGUUCAUGCUGUCCGGUAAAAGCACCCACGACGACCGGCUCCUCUUCAUCACCAACAUGCAGUUCUUCUUCCCCACCCUCCACCGGCUCGGUAGUUGGUUCUUCCGCUUCCGGUCUCUCAUCGAUCACCAAUUCGGUUGUAAACAGUGGUCUCCCGGACCCUCGUUCGUCCUCUGUCGCAGAGCUCCGUAGGAAGGCACAAGAACAUUCGGCCGCUCUGCUGCACUCAUUGCAAGCAGCCGCUGCUGCUGGUCUAGCGUUUCCUGGCUUCCAUUUGCCACCGCUCACGUUACACUCAGCACUCAGCAGUGCAGGACGAAAGCCGUCCGAUCUUUUCAACGAUCUUUCCUUACAUCAUCACCAUCACCAUCAUCAUUUGGCGGCAGCAGCAGCGGCGUCGGCUGGUGCGCACCAUCUAGCUGGGGCUAGUCAUCUCGCCGGGAUGCAUCACAUUCCAAACAAUAAUAACAACAGUACCAACAACAAUAACACAACCGGUAGCAGUAGCGGAAGUCCAUCGGAAAACAGAACCAUCGUGUCCCAUGCAGACUCACCCCGAUCGCCACGAUCACUGACCAGCUCUGGCAACGAAAAGCCAGACUCUAACGAAUAAGAAGCUUUCGCUUAAAAGGCAAACAUUACAUUCCACAACCAUGCAUACACGCGAGGAAAUGCUCAUAGUGCAACCACAGCAAAUAGGUGAGCUGAAUCUUAAUUAAUCUUCAAUACUCAAUCCGUUGAAGAGUUAAAUAUCCUCUGAUGAUAUUCAUAAGAAUCUAUUCUUCGCGAUCUGCAAUAAAAAAAGCAUUCUUCAAAAGACAAAUAAAGUACGUUAAAGGAAUAGAUCUAGAAGUUGAUAUUAAUAAAAAGUACGUUUUACAUACCACUGUCUGAGGAAGAAGUUCAAAAAUUCGUAUAUUGUUAAAUAUUUUCUUUUCUAGGAAAUAGCUUCACAUGUCAUGAAACAUAAAACAUGACUUAUAGCAGCUAGGGAAACCCCCAACAAAUGUAAGAAGGGCCUGCGAAUAACAAUGAACAUCUACAUGUAGAUUAUGAUAACAUACUAAAUGCACACGUUUAAUGCUAGUGAUUAAAUAAGAAUCAAAAUGCCGACACACGCACACAUUUGUACAAAAAAAGAUUCUGCGCAGUAUUCAUUAGCAAUAACCGAACGUUUAAGAUAUCCAUACAACAGAGAAGAAAAAAAAACAGAUAGAUUUCACCAUAUUUCUUCCGGUGCCGUCUCUCAUUAGAAUGGAAAUAAUAUGCCACAUACUUAUUAAUAUAUUAACAAACUAGCAACUAAAAAUCAUAAUUUGCAUUUAAGCCGCUCAAUUUCAUGGAACGAUCCAUAAUAAUUAUUACAAUAAUAAGCAUGAGGAAAACAAAUGUAUGAAAUGUGCCAGCAAUAUUAUCACGUAUUAUGCAGCUAGAAAUAGAAAAAAACACACACACCCAUACGAUUCGUAGACUAUUAUGUCUCCCAGUGUAAGAAUUUAAGUCCAGUGAAUUUCGGGCAACACCAGCAAACAGAAGCGUACAGUUAUUCAUACUUUUAAACAUGUACAUUAGUGAAAAGUAUAAUAGAUUGGAACAGAUCACUGUAAAUCGAUGGAACUAAUUUCGUUU
Molecule: messenger RNA, 2655 nt
Organism: Anopheles moucheti
Lineage: Eukaryota; Metazoa; Arthropoda; Insecta; Diptera; Culicidae
Product: diencephalon/mesencephalon homeobox protein 1-like
Exons: 9
Coding region: 71-1639 (522 amino acids)
Biological process (GO): regulation of transcription by RNA polymerase II
Molecular function (GO): RNA polymerase II transcription regulatory region sequence-specific DNA binding; DNA-binding transcription factor activity, RNA polymerase II-specific
Source: RefSeq, a predicted model, not a curated record